CUAAUCAUUUGAUUUUUUAUGUAGAGCAGGUGAUGGCAAGUGGAACAAAUGGACCUCCUCUUCACAGUCGACUACUUCAAAAGCUCAACCGUGAUGUUCCCACCGACUGGCCAAGCCAUAGCAUUUUCAAAGUACCUAAUCAUUUGCGCCGGAUAAGUAAACAAGCGUAUGACCCUCAAGUGAUCUCCAUUGGCCCUUACCACCAUGGUAAAGGUCAGUUGAAGAAAAUGGAGGUGUACAAAAUGUGUUGUCUUAAAAAGCUACUUGUGCGAAGAACAGAAAGAAGUCUGGAGAGAUAUUUGACAGCUUUGAAAGACAUGGAAGAAAAAGCUCGCGAAUUUUAUUCAGAACCUUUGAAUCAUAUUGGUGGAGAAAAAUUUGUAGAAAUGAUGCUCCUUGAUGGAUGCUUUAUCAUUGAGCUUAUUCGAAAGAGUACCAUGGGCGAAAACGACCUUCCUUUUGCACCUUUUUUUUCGAGUAGAGCAAUGCUUGAUCUGUUGCUAGUUGAAAAUCAACUUCCUUUCUUUAUACUUUUAAAGUUGUUUGACAUGACUGUGAUGUCAAAUGAUCAAGCAAAGGACUUCAAGGCUAUGGCUAUUAAGUUCUUCUCUAAAAUAAUGCCAGGAUCUCUUGGAAUACCCAAGAAUCAAGAUAUCAAGCAUCUACUGGGCUUACUUCAUGAUAGCUCCCAGGCUCCUUCCCCUGAUUUCCAGGAAGUCCGUAUUUUUUGUUUGCCAGAGAAAGUUAUAAGGUCGCAAUGCCCUGAGGUAGAGCUUAAUUGCUGUUCAUCGGAGGUAGUACGGAGUUCACCACCUGAGCCUCAGGAAGAUCAGGAAAUCGAGUUGGCAGAGGCAGAUCAGGAAAUCGAGUUAGCAGAGAAUGAGCAGGAAAUAGAAAUAGGGUCAAGGGUACCAAUUUCAUCGAGGCAAUAUUGUCGUGCACCGUCGAUAGCUUUUCCGUCACCCGCCUCUUCGGAGGAAAUAUUGGGAACUGCAGUGUGGCCAGCAUCGUUGGUUGGUUUUUGGCCAUUCAAUAAGUUAAGGUUGUGGUGCAAGCGUGCUCCAGACGCUAAUAGUAAGGAAUGGCGAUUCAUUAGUUCUGCAACAGAGCUCAACGAGGCAGGAAUAAAUUUUAAAAAAAUCAAGGGGAGAUUGUUUGAUAUAAAGUUUCAAAAGGGGGUAAUGUCAAUUCCAACUUUAAGUGUCAACGACCAUACAGAGUCCAUUCUUCGAAAUUUAGUUGUUUACGAACAAUGCUUCGAGGGCACAUCUUCAAAAUGCUUCACGGAUUAUCUUAUAUUCAUGGAUUGCCUCAUCAACAAAGGAAAGGAUGUUAAAUUACUUUGUCGCCACAGAGUUAUUGACAACUGGUUAGGUGAUCAUGUAGUGGUCGCUACCCUAUUUAACAAAGUCCAUGACUCUGUGUUUAUCUCCAAAGACAACUUCUCUUAUGCUGGGUUGUUCAUCGAAGUGAAUAAGCAUUGCAAGAGAAAGUGGAACCUGUGGAAGGCAAAUUUAUGGCACAAUUAUUUUAACACUCCAUGGGCGGUCAUUUCCUUUUUUGGUGCGGUUUUCUUGCUUCUACUUUCUGUGCUUGAAAGUGUUUUUGAAAUUCGUUAUUUUCUUCAGUGAUUCCGGAGUUCGCAAGGCAGAUCGCAAAACAUUUCGCCAGACAGUUCGCAACGCAUAUCUUCAUGGUUAUGUUCGUCAUUCCAGAGUUAGCAAUAAGUGAAGCUAGCUGCUCACACAAAAUUGUUUCCCUGUUUAAAUUGCGAUGUCUUGUCAUGUUGUGUAUUCUACUAAAAAUUUGCAUGGGUUGUAUUCCUUCGAAGUCCUUUCUUCUUUUUCUUUUUUUUUUUCCUUUUUUGUAAAAUGUAUCACUUUGAAGUCAACUUGUAAGGAUGUUUGCUGCAAUC
Rubroshorea leprosula is the source of this 1915-nucleotide messenger RNA. The record is from the annotation of a GenBank genome assembly. Lineage: Eukaryota; Viridiplantae; Streptophyta; Magnoliopsida; Malvales; Dipterocarpaceae.